This is a messenger RNA of Poecilia latipinna (sailfin molly), 901 nucleotides long. RefSeq lists its product as uncharacterized. NCBI's taxonomy places the organism in Eukaryota, Metazoa, Chordata, Actinopteri, Cyprinodontiformes, Poeciliidae. The record is from RefSeq and is a predicted model, not a curated record. The transcript has 6 exons. The coding region runs from base 120 to 761 and encodes 213 amino acids.
UUGUGUGUGUGGCCCAGCCCCCUGUUAGAAGGCGUCCCUCGGUUCCUUUGAGGGGUCUGUAGCUGGCAGCAGGAUCCCUGACAUCAGUGUUGCUCCCCGGCUGCCUGCUGUCUCCAACCAUGGCCGCACAGCUGGUUGUAGCUCUGCUGGCUUUCACCUCCCUGAGCGCCGCCGCGUCCGAGUCGGACUGCAAGGAGCUGGUGAAGCCUCUGGUGCUGGACAGCCACAGCCCUAUCUAUGGAAAGUGGGUGCUCCACGUCGGCUCCUGGGACAAGCACGACCUGAAGACCGACCUGCUGUCGGUGCACAGCUCCUGGGUGGAGCUGUCCCCCACCUCCGACAGCGGAGUCAUCUCCCUGUACUGGGCCGACCGUCUUAGCGAAGAGAAGUGCCUUCAGGGUGCAGCAAAUGUCUCCAUAUCGGGAAUAACAAGCCACACCACUUUUAUAAUCAACGGCCACACUUCCUAUCACGAUGGGAAGUAUUACGAGACGUGCAGCGACUGCCUCCUGUCUGAGGACACCACCCUGCUGCCUGACGGGAAAUCAAAAGGCCGAUACCUGUUUCUGUUCACGCGGACCGGAGCUCUGGAGCCGUCCGAGCUGGAAACCUUCAAAAAGCAAGCAGAAUGCCUGGGAUUUCUCCCACAGUAUCACUUCGUAAGCACAGAUCUGUGUCCAGACGACAGGGGGGAGAGCACAUCACCUGCUGAUAGGAAAACAGAGACGGAUCAAGCCGAGAAUCAGCCAGCUGAGGAUUAAAGCCCGGAGUCGUCCCGGCUCUGCGGGGAGCCUCCAUGGAUCCAGUUUAACAUGCACUAAACUGCGUUAUCAUGUUGCAGUAGAUCAACUCGUUGUAGUUUAAACUGAACAAUUAAAUCCCAUUAAAACUGAUUUAAUUU